Stylonychia lemnae is the source of this 945-nucleotide messenger RNA. Lineage: Eukaryota; Ciliophora; Spirotrichea; Sporadotrichida; Oxytrichidae. The record is from the annotation of a GenBank genome assembly.
AUGACAUAUGCUCGAGAUGACUAUGAUACUAGAGCUCUUGACUAGUUCGCUAUGACUCUUAAGCCAGAUGAAGAUGAAGGACAGAUCACUGACGUUUUAUCAAUACAAAAGUAGGCUUAAUUGCAAGAGGCAUAGGCAGCAAGAAUGAGCUAAGCUGAAAGGAAAGAAACUAUAAAAGUGAUUCUCUAAAAAUAAAGAGGACCAAGAGAUCCAAAAAAUGCCUCAGGAGCAAGGAAAGUUGACUUUAAAUAUGAUGAAAUGCUUGAGUUAAAAAAGAAAUUAAACAAAGUCUUGAAGAAUAAAGGAGCUUACAAUAACUUUGACUACUUUCAGUAGGAGCAAACUAAAUUAGAAGAAAAAUAAAAGGAAAAUUAGAAAAAGGAUUAAAAGAUUUCCAAGUAUUAGCUUAAAAAAAAUAAGGGAAUAUUGGUUGAAGAUAUUUCUUAAGAUUCUGACAAACCGAUAAAGAAUCCAAUUAAUGAAGAUGAUGACGAAGCUAUGUAUGAAUUUGAAUUUCAAUUAAGGAUGCUGAAGAGAGAUAGAAGAGACUCUGAAAGAAUUGUUAAUAAUAUCUCUCGGCACUCUUCUAGACCCUUAAGUCAAAACUUACUUGAUCAAGACAUCAAAAAUAACAGUUAGCAGACGGAAAGAAGAGGAAGUCGAAGAAUAUCUACAUUUGGGAAUAAAAAGAUCAGAGGAAAUAAUAAAGAUCUAGAUUUUUUGGAUUCAAAAGAGGAUCUUUAAGAAGGCAAUUAGAAUAUAAAAUUAAUUGAAAUAACUCAAGAGGACUUAGAUGAAAAUAGCGCAACUUAGCAAAUAAAAAUUAAAUUAAAUGAAAAUAAGUACUCAAAAACUGCUGCUUAAUUUUUCAAUCAGAGAAAAAGUGAUAAUAAUCUCAGUAGAUAAGGCAGGUUAUCAUUACCAGGAACUAGUGGAGCUUAAUGA